Messenger RNA from Schistosoma mattheei, 13545 nucleotides. The record is from the annotation of a GenBank genome assembly. NCBI's taxonomy places the organism in Eukaryota, Metazoa, Platyhelminthes, Trematoda, Strigeidida, Schistosomatidae.
AUGUCAUCUAACAAUCAAUCAGAAAUAGCUCCCCCAUUAAUUACAUCAGAUCAGGUGGAUGGUACUUUGAAAGAAAAUGAUGUAAAAACAAUUCGUGGCACAUUAAUUAGUCAGGUUGAAGCAAACCGACAAAAAAGUAAACGAUUAAAACAAUUAGUUGAAGAACGUCGGGCAACUGUGGAUGGAAGGCAUUUAUACAUAAUUCAAACGUUAGCCCAAGCUAUACGGCUUGAAGUUCAAUUAAUCACUGAUACUUUAUUAAUGGACGAUAAAUGGUCCGAAUUCGAUGAAUUCUUUCAAGCUAAAGGAAGCAAACGAUUAUUAUUCUAUUAUCAAGAAGCUGUUGGACAAACAAGAAAAAGAAUAUUUAUUGCUACUGGGACUCAUGAAGUACUACGUGGUACAUGUUUUAUCUUUCUACGAAUUACUGACAAGGCUAUUACAACUGCAAAUAUUGGUACAGAAGUUUCAUUUCAACAAUUAGAUGCAACAGAAGGACGUUUAUUUGAAUCUGUACAAAAUUAUUUGGAAAAACUCGCAUUACCAGUGUUCGAAGGAUUAGGUGAAUCUGAUACAAUUGAAAAAUCACUAUCAGAAACAAUAAAUAUGGAAGAAUUUGUUGCGGUACUCAGACGAUACUUAGAUGCACUUUCAAGUGCUAGAGAGAAUAUGAGUGAUAAAUUGGACUUGACGGCCGGACAAGAAUCAGAAACGGCUAUACAAAUAAUCAAUACAAAUGAAAUUGAAAAUAUUAUUGAUAGUUCUGAAACAAUGGAUCGUUUAAUUCGCUUAGUUGAGAAAUGGGUUAAUCAAAUUGAACAAAUAUUAAACCAGUCUGAUCAAGUUCGUAGAGAAUCGGAUGACGUUGGACCUUCGGCUGAAUUGACCUAUUGGAGAGCUCGUUUAGUUCGUUUCACUAACUUAAUUGAAGAAAUGCGUAAUCCAAGUAUUCAAGCAAUUAUUUCUACUUUACACUAUGCAAAAGCACGUGUAAUUAAACACUGGCGUCAACUGGACGAUCGCAUCAUUAAUGGAGUUAAUGAAGCAAAAGAUAAUCUUAAAUAUCUGUUUACACUGGAUAACUUUUUCGGUUCAUUUUCCAAUACAAAUCCAUCUAAAAUACGUCAACAAUUACCAGUUCUACUUAAUGCUAUUCGUAUGAUUUACAGUAUCUCUGAAUAUUAUAAUAAUUCAGAAAGAAUGACUUCAUUAUUUAUUAAAAUAACAAAUCAAAUGGUUGUUGCAUGUAGAAAGUAUGUAACAGAUGGUGUAAGUCGAAUAUGGGAUUUACCACGAAAUAUUUUACUUGAUCGAAUCAAUGAAUGUAUUCAAUUGAAUGUUGAAUAUCAAGAGAAUUUCCGUAAAGUUCGACAUAGACUUCAAGAAAAUCCAUCCGGUAGACAAUUCGAUUUCAGUGAAAAUUAUAUAUUUGGCAAAUUUGAUGUGUACACAUCAAGAUUAAAGAAAAUUUUAAUAAUUCUAGAAAAUAUAGAUAAUUUCAAUGUAUUAUUGGAUUUUAAAGCUGAAGGAAUUGAUCCAAUUGUUGUACGAUAUAAAACAUUUUAUGAUAAUUUACAUAAAAGAAAUUUCGAUGGAGCUGAUCAAAUUAAACGUGAUUUUGAUAGGGACUUGGAUGAGUACAAAAGUCAAUUCGACACAAUAGCACAACAACUUCGCGAUUUCCUUGACGCAUGGUUUAAACAACCUGCGCCUGUUGAACGUCAGUUAAGAAUUUUAGAAAAAUUUGAACAGAUUAAAUGUUGUCAAUUAGAUUUAUCAGCUAAAUAUGAAUUGGUUAUAAAGAAUUAUGCUAAUGAAUUAGAAAUGGUUCGUCAAUUAUAUGAAAAACAAAAAAAUGAUCCACCAAUAGCUAGAAAUAUGACAUCGAUAGCUGGUAAAAUGUUUUGGGCACGUCAUUUAUACAAGCAAAUUGAAAUACCAAUGGAACGAUUUAAAGAAAAAUGUCCAGAUGUAUUAUGGGGACACGAAGGUCAAAAAUGUGUGAAGAAUUUUAACCGUAUUGCAGAAGCUCUAGUUCAAUUUGAAUUAAUCUAUUACCAUCAUUGGUGUCAAACUAUUGAAAAUGUACAUUCUAGUUUAUCAUCAUCAUUAAUUGUACGUGAUCCUGAUACAGAACGUUAUUAUGUAAACUUCGAUUUGGCAAUAUUAGAACUAGUUCAUGAAGCUCGUUAUAUUUCAAGUUUAGGUUUUAAUAUACCAUCAGUAGCUAGUCGUUUAUUAAUUCAAGAAAUCAUGCUUAAACAAAGACAUAAUAUCUUACAAGAAAUAUUAAAUGCAAUUGAAGAAACUUGGGCAUCCGUUCCGAAUGUACUGUUACCUUUAUUUCAACCAUUCCGUGAUAAAUUAUGUCAAGCUCUAAACGCCGGUAUCUAUCAACUCAACUGGAAUUCUACUAGUAUAGAUGAUUUUGUCAAAAAAGUUUCUAAUGAGCUUGAGAGUUUAAAACUUUUGAUAAAACGUACUAGUGAUAUAUUAAACUGUCGUGUUGAAGAUGUUUUUGAAGAAAUGGCUGAAACAAAUUUAUGUGAUUUACCAGAUGAUGAUCAAGUUACAUUAGAUCAAUUUAUUCAAAUAACUGAAACAACUGUGGCAUAUGCUGCUGAAAAUCUAUCCAUUAAAAGUCAUCUUAUAGAAAUGGCAGUUAAUGAAAUGUUGGAUUUAAUUAAAACAGAUCUAGAUGAGAAUCAACGUAGAGGAAGAUGUCUUGAAUGUAAACCAUGUAUAUAUUUUACAUUUUUAAAUCAAUUCACUCAGCGUAAUACAGAAGCAUUAGUAAAAUGCACUCGAAAUACAUUAGAUUCGUUAAAAUUACGAAUUCAACCGAUGACAUUAAAGUUUCACCAGGAGCAUGCAACUGAGAAAGAAGGGCGAAAAACACCAUUGUUUAAAGUCAAUCUCAUUUUAUCCAUACCAAAUGUUGUAAUGCAGCCGUCGCUGGAUGAAUUACAAACUGGUUUACAUAAAUCAAUGUCAAUUAUAUUAAAAAUGACACAAAAUGUUCAACCAUGGCAACAUAUGAUACUUACACAGAAACAACAACAAAAGGAACUUGACCAGUUAGCUGAACUGCAAGGAGAAGAAGCUAAACUGUCUUCUUCACCGAUAAAACCAUUACAUCGUAUUAUCGCCGAACAUAAAGAUGUAGUUAAAAUUUCAAUUCAAUUAAAUACGAUAUUUAAUGCAUUUAAAGAAGAAAUCCAAAAAGUCUCUAAUACAUACAAUGAAUUCUCAGAUUUGUGGACGACAGAUCCUCAAACUGUUGUUUCAGAGUUCAUGAAGACUGAACCAAUUUUAUCGGAAAUUAAUGGACAAAUGAAUUAUUACUCUAAAAUGGAAAAGUUAAUUGAAUUAAUUCCAUCAUCAACUCAAGUUGGUUCACUAGUCUUUAAAAGUAAUGACUUAAAAGACAAUUUAAUUCGAGAAUGUCAAAAUUGGCGUCGUGUCUACGGUCAAGCAUUGAAUCAACGUUGUGCAACAGAAAUGAAUAAAAUUCUUGAACAAUUUGAUAAUCUUUCGAAACGUCUUAGUCGACCAAUAAAAGAUUUGGAUGAUGUUCGAGAACAAAUGGCUGCCUUAUCUGAUUUAAGAGCAUCAGAAAUUCAAUUCGAUAUGACUAUUGGACCCAUUGAAGAAUCAUAUGCUUUAUUAAAUCGUUAUGAAUUAUAUUUUAAUGAUGGUAAUGCAGAACGUGUAGAUGCAUUAUCUUAUGGUUUCUCUAAACUAAAAAUACAAAGUCAACAAGUACAAGAUCAUCUUUUAGAAAUUCAACCAACAUUUAAAAAUGAAUUAAUUAAUGGAGUGGAAAUAUACAAACAAGAUCUGAAUGUAUUUACCAGUGAAUAUGAUACAGCUGGACCAAUGGAACCUGGUAUCAUCCCACGUGAAGCGUCAGAUCGUUUAAGUUUAUAUCAAGCACGUUUUGAUGAUCUAUGGCGUAAAUAUCAAACUUAUUCAGGUGGUGAAGAAUUAUUCGGCAUACCGAUAACAGAUUAUCCUGAUUUACAAAGAAUACGCAAAGAAUUGAAUUUAUUACAGAAAUUAUAUCAGUUAUAUGAUUCUGUACUGGAUACUGUCAGUGGUUAUUACGAUAUACAAUGGACUGAUGUCGAUAUUGAUUUAAUCAAUCAACAAUUGCUAGACUUCCAAAAUAGAUGUCGAAAAUUACCAAAAGCACUUAAAGAAUGGCAAGCAUAUACAGAGCUUAGCAAAACAAUAGAUGAUUUUAAUGAAACAUGUCCAUUACUUGAAAUGAUGACGAAUAAAGCUAUGGCUACUAGACAUUGGGAAAGAAUAGAAGAAUUAACAAAACAUAAAUUUGAUGUAGAAUCAGACAACUUUCUAUUGCGUAAUAUUAUGGAAGCACCAUUAUUAAAAUAUAAAGAAGAUAUUGAAGAUAUCUGUAUUUCAGCAGUUAAGGAAAAAGAUAUUGAGGCUAAGCUUAAAACUGUUAUGAAUGAUUGGUCAAGUCAGAAUUUUCAAUUCAGCCUCUUCAAAACACGUGGUGAAUUAUUACUCAAAGGUGAUAGUAUCAAUGAAGUUGUUACUCUUAUGGAAGAUUCCCUAAUGCUAUUAGGAUCAUUACUAUCAAAUCGAUAUAAUGCACCAUUUAAACCGAAAAUACAAGAAUGGGUACAAAAAUUGACUACAACUAGUGAAAUUAUUGACAACUGGUUGCAAGUACAAAAUUUAUGGAUUUAUUUAGAAGCUGUGUUUGUUGGUGGCGAUAUAGCUAAACAAUUACCUCAAGAAGCUAAACGUUUUGGAAAUAUCGACAAAAGUUGGCAACGUAUUAUUCAAAGAGCUCAUGAAAUACCAAAUGUAGUUAACUGUUGUACCGGGGAUGAUACAUUAAGUCAACUGUUACCACAUUUAUUAGAACAAUUAGAAUUAUGUCAGAAAUCACUGACGGGUUAUUUAGAAAAGAAACGUCUGAUAUUUCCAAGAUUCUUUUUUGUUUCUGAUCCAGCUCUGUUGGAAAUACUUGGCCAAGCAUCUGAUUCACAUACAAUUCAAGCACAUUUAUUAAAUGUAUUUGAUAAUACUAAAAGUGUUACAUUCGAUGAUAAAGUUUAUGAUAAAAUAUUAGCAGUAAACUCACAAGAAGGUGAAACUAUUCAAUUAGUGAAUCAAGUAAUGGCACAAGGUAAUGUUGAAGUAUGGCUUGGUGAAUUAUUACAAACAUCAAGAAAUUCACUUCAUUCAGUUAUUAGAUCAGCAUAUUUUGCGAUAAAUGAUCAACAAUUUAACUUAUUAGAAUUUGAAAAUUCAUAUCCAGCACAAGUUGGUCUACUUGGUAUACAAAUGUUAUGGACAAGAGAUGCACAAGAAGCAUUAAGACAAGCCAAAAAUGAUCGAAAAAUUAUGAAUACAACAAAUUAUUUCUUUUUAGAAAUAUUAAAUGAACUUAUUGGUGUUACAACACAAGAAUUAUCUAAAAUUGAUCGAACAAAAUAUGAAACAUUAAUUACAAUACAUGUACAUCAAAGAGAUAUUUUCAAUGAUCUCGUUACAAUGCGUGUCAAAUCCCCUAAAGAUUUUGAAUGGUUAAAACAGUCAAGAUUUUAUUUUAAUGAAGAAAAUGAUCAAUGCAUCGUUAGCAUUACUGAUGUAGAUUUUAUUUAUCAAAAUGAAUUUCUAGGUUGUACAGAUCGAUUGGUUAUUACCCCAUUAACUGACAGGUGUUACAUUACUUUAGCUCAAGCACUUGGUAUGUCACUUGGUGGUGCACCAGCUGGACCGGCAGGUACUGGGAAAACGGAAACAACCAAAGAUAUGGGUCGCUGCCUUGGUAAAUAUGUAGUUGUAUUCAAUUGUUCCGAUCAAAUGGAUUACCGUGGUUUGGGUCGAAUUUAUAAAGGUUUGGCACAAUCUGGUUCGUGGGGUUGUUUUGAUGAAUUCAAUCGAAUUGAAUUACCUGUACUAUCUGUGGCAGCGCAACAAAUUGCUAUUGUACUAACAUGUAAAAAAGAAAGAAAACCACAAUUUAUAUUCACUGAUGGUGAUACAGUUGAUAUGGACCCCGAAUUCGGCAUAUUUUUGACUAUGAAUCCCGGUUAUGCUGGUCGACAAGAAUUACCGGAAAAUUUAAAGAUCAAUUUUCGUACAGUUGCUAUGAUGGUACCAGAUCGAGCAAUUAUUAUGCGUGUUAAAUUAGCUGCUUGUGGAUUUUUGAACAAUGUUGAUUUAUCUAAGAAAUUCUAUACACUUUACAAACUAUGUGAAGAACAAUUAUCGAAACAAGUUCAUUAUGAUUUCGGUUUAAGAAAUAUUUUAUCAGUUCUACGUACACUCGGUGCAUUUAAACGUGCUAAUCCACAAGAUUCGGAAACAAUGAUAGUUAUGCGUGUAUUACGUGAUAUGAAUUUAAGUAAAUUAGUAGAUGAAGAUGAACCAUUAUUUAUGUCAUUAAUUAUGGAUUUAUUUCCUGGAAUGCAGUUGGAUAAGAAAGGUUAUCCAGAAGUUGAAGCUUCGUUAGAAAAACAAAUUGAUCAACUUGGUCUUAUUUAUCAUCCACCUUGGGUAUUAAAAUGUAUACAACUUUAUGAAACAUUACGGGUUAGACAUGGCGUUAUGACACUUGGACCAUCAGGUGCUGGUAAAACUAAGUGUAUCAAUUCUUUAAUGAAAGCAAUGACUGAAAUCGGUGAUCCACAUAGAGAAAUGCGUAUGAAUCCAAAGGCUAUUACAGCACCACAAAUGUUUGGUAGAUUAGAUGUAGCUACAAAUGAUUGGACUGAUGGUAUUUUUUCCACUUUAUGGAGACGUACACAUAAAGUUAAAAAAGGUGAACAUAUUUGGUUGAUAUUAGAUGGACCAGUAGAUGCUAUUUGGAUUGAAAAUUUAAAUUCUGUAUUAGAUGAUAAUAAAACAUUAACAUUAGCUAAUGGUGAUCGAAUACCGAUGGCACCAACAGCAAAAAUUUUGUUUGAAGUACAUAAUAUAGAUAAUGCAUCACCGGCUACAGUAUCAAGAAAUGGAAUGAUUUUUAUGUCAAGUUCUAUAAUGACAUGGGAACCUAUACUAAAAGGAUGGCUUCGAACUCGUUCACCAAAUGUAACUGAAUUAAUAUUUAAUAGUUUCAAAGGAUUCUUCGAAGAUGCUUAUCGUUAUGUUACUCAGAAUUUGGAGCCAAAAAUGGAAAUUUUACAAUGUAAUUACAUUCGGCAAGCAAUUAAUCUACUUGAAGGCUUACUUCAAGGAUUAGAUGAGAAAGAAAUUAAACAAGUUCAUAUGGAAAGAUUAAUUACAUUUGCAGCAAUGUGGUCAUUAGGCGCUUUAUUAGAAUUAACUGAUCGUUUAAAAUUACAACAAUUUUUAAUGGGAAACGGAAAAUUACCACUGCCAAAAUGUGGGGUAGAUGAUACAAUAUUUGAAUAUAUGGUUAACGAACAAGGUGACUGGGCUCAUUGGGAGAGUAAGGUACCAUUGUAUGUAUAUCCACAUGAUCAAACACCUGAAUAUACUGGAAUUCUAGUACCAAAUGUUGAUAAUACAAGAACAGAUUUCUUACUUGAUUUAAUUGCAAAACAAUGUAAACCAGUCAUGUUGAUAGGCGAACAGGGUACAGCAAAGACGGUUAUUAUCAAAGGUUACUGCGGUAAAUACAAUUCAGAAGUGCAUGUAUUUAAAUCAGUCAACUUUUCAAGUGCCACUUCACCAAAUAUGUUUCAACGUACCAUUGAAAGUUAUGUUGACAAACGUAUGGGUAGUACAUUUGGACCACCAGCUGGAAAGAAAAUGACAAUAUUCAUUGAUGAUAUCAAUAUGCCAAUUAUUAAUGAAUGGGGUGAUCAAAUAACUAAUGAAAUUACUAGGCAACUAAUAGAAAUGUCCGGUUUCUAUAGUUUAGAUAAACCUGGUGAUUUUACAACAAUAAUUGAUAUUCAGUUUGUUGCUGCUAUGAUUCAUCCUGGUGGAGGUCGUAAUGAUAUACCUCAAAGACUUAAACGUCAAUUCAAUAUAUUCAAUUGUACUCUGCCUAGUAAUGCUUCAAUGGAUAAAGUUUUUGGUUCAUUAGGAUUAGGGCAUUUUUGUAGUGAACGAGGUUUUUCAUCAGAUGUGAUUAAAACAGUUCAAUGUUUAGUUCCAGCAACUAGAAAACUUUGGCAACGUGUUAAAGCGAAAAUGUUACCAACUCCAGCUAAAUUUCAUUAUGUAUUUAAUUUACGUGAUGUUAGUCGUAUAUGGCAAGGAAUGUUACGCACAACGUCAGAUGUUAUCACUAAUCCAUCUAUUUUAUUAGCUUUAUGGCAGCAUGAAUGCACUCGAGUCACUGCUGAUCGUUUCACUGAACAUAGUGAUCGUGAAUGGUUUGACAAAACAUUAAAACAAGUCGGAAUUGAAGAAUGUGGUGCUUUAGCAAAUCAAACUGAUUGGGCAGAUCCUUACUUUGUUGAUUUCUUAAGGGAUGCUGCAGAAGCAACUGGUGAAGAGACAGAUGAUGCAGAUUUUGAAGCACCGAAAAUAUACGAACCAAUCAUAAGUCUAGAACAAUUAAGUAAUCGUUUACAAAUGUUGAUGCAAAUAACACCUAAAGGUCAUGCAUUGCUGGUUGGAGUUGGUGGUUCAGGCAAACAAUCGCUUACACGUUUAGCUUCAUUUAUAGCAGGUUAUAAAACUUUUCAGAUAACAUUAAGCCGAUCAUAUAAUGUCUCUAAUCUUAUUGAGGAUUUGAAAUAUCUUUAUCGGACAGCCGGCCACCAAGGUCAAGGGAUAACAUUCUUAUUUACUGAUAAUGAAAUCAAAGAUGAGUCAUUCUUGGAAUAUUUAAAUAAUAUGCUUAGUUCUGGUGAAAUCGCCAACUUAUUUGCUCGGGAUGAAAUGGAUGAAAUUCUACAAGAACUAGUUGGCCCUAUGAAACGUGAAUUUCCACGUCGACCUAUUACUAAUGAAACAUUAGCUGAAUAUUAUUCAAGUAGGAUAACACAAAAUCUACAUGUUGUACUAUGCUUUUCACCAGUUGGACAAAAGUUUCGUAAUAGAAGUUUGAAGUUUCCUGGUCUUAUUUCUGGUUGCACAAUGGAUUGGUUUCAAAGAUGGCCUAAAGACGCUCUGUACACCCAAUGUGAAAAAAGCUGUAGUACAGACAAUGGUGUAUUUCAAGAUUUGGUAGCUGAAUCAUGUACUGAUUAUUUUCAACGUUUUCGCCGUCAAACUCAUGUUACACCCAAAUCAUAUCUAUCAUUUAUUAAUGGUUACAUGGAAAUAUAUAAAAUGAAACAUAAUGAAAUUGGUCAAUUAGCUGAACGUAUGAAUACUGGUUUAAAAAAAUUAGUUGAAGCAACUGAAUCAGUAAAUGAAUUAAGUAAAGAAUUAAUUGAAAAAGAAAAAGAACUUGCUAUUGCUAAUAAAAAGUCAGAAGAAGUUCUAACACAAGUAACUGUUCAAGCGACAGCAGCACAAAAAGUUAAAACUCAAGUACAAAUAGUAAAAGAUAAAGCACAAGUACUUGUUGAUGGGAUUAGUGUAGAUAAAGCAUCCGCUGAAAUGAAAUUAGAAGCAGCUAAACCAGCUUUAAUGGAAGCUGAAGCUGCAUUAGAAACCAUUAAACCAACACAUAUUUCUACAGUGAGAAAACUUGGUAGACCACCACAUUUGAUUAUGCGUAUUAUGGAUUGUGUCUUAUUGUUAUUUCAAAAGAGAUUGGAUACUGUCACACCGGAUCCCGAACGUCCUUGUCCUAAGCCCAGUUGGAAUGAAGCAUUAAAACUUAUGGGUGGUGCAAACUUUUUAAAUGGAUUAUUGAAUUUUCCCAAGGACACAAUCAAUGAAGAAACAGUGGAAUUAAUGUUACCUUAUUUCGAAAUGGAUGAUUUCAAUAUGGAACAAGCUAAACGUGUUUGUGGUGAUGUUGCUGGUUUAUGUUCAUGGACGAAAGCUAUGGCUUCAUUUUUUGCUGUUAAUAAAGAAGUUUUACCACUUAAGUCAAUGUUAGCACUACAGGAAAAGAGAUUGGAAGGAGCUUUGUCUGAAUUGGCGAUUGCUCAGGGUCAACUAGAUGAGAAGCAAAGGGAAUUGGAUCUGGUCCAAGCGGAAUAUGAUCGUGCAAUGGCUGACAAACAGAAACUUUUAGAUGAGGCUGACGGAUGUAGAAGAAAAAUGAGUAAUGCUACAGCAUUGAUAGAAGGUCUUGCGGGUGAACGUAUUAGAUGGACAGAAGCAAGUCAAACAUUUGAGGAGCAAAUUAAUCGGCUAGUUGGAGAUGUACUUUUAGCAACGGGAUUUCUUUCAUAUACUGGACCAUUUAAUCAAGACUUUCGUAAUUUACUAAAUCAGAAUUGGCGUCGAGAAUUAGUACAAAAUAAAAUACCAUUUUCUGAUGACAUUAAUUACAUUACAAUGUUGGUGGAUAAUGCGACAUUAAGCGAAUGGAGUGUUCAAGGCUUACCUAAUGAUGAAUUAUCAAUUCAAAAUGGGUUGAUUGUAACACGUGCUAAACGCUACCCAUUGUUAAUUGAUCCUCAAGGUCAAGGCAAAGCAUGGCUAAGACGUAAGGAAGCUGAAAGUGAAUUGCAGAUAACAUCAUUGAAUCACAAAUAUUUUCGAACACACUUGGAAGAUUCACUAUCACUUGGACGUCCAUUACUCAUAGAAGAUGUUGGUGAAGAUCUUGAUCCUGCUUUAGAUAACGUUUUAGAAAAGAAUUUCAUUAAAUCUGGUUCAACAUAUAAAGUGAAAAUUGGUGAUAAAGAAUGUGAUAUAAUGAGUGGAUUUCGUCUAUAUAUUACAACAAAAUUACCAAACCCAUCAUAUACACCAGAAAUUUAUGCUAAAACAUCAAUCAUUGAUUUCACUGUUACAAUACGUGGUCUUGAAGACCAACUUCUUGGUUUGGUAAUAUUAACAGAGAAAAAAGAACUAGAGACGGAAAGAACUAAACUCCUUGAAGAUGUGGCAACAAAUCGUCGUAAAAUGAAAGAAUUAGAAGAUAAUCUGUUAUAUCGUUUAACAACCACUGAAGGUAGUUUAGUUGAAGAUGAAUCAUUAAUUGAAAUGCUGAAUGUAACUAAAAUGACAUCGAAUGAAGUGAGAGAAAAGUUAAACGUAGCAGUUGAUACCGAAGUGAAAAUUAAUGCAGCACGUGAAGAAUAUCGUCCUGUAGCGUCACGUGGUUCAUUAUUAUACUUUUUAAUUGUUGAAAUGAGUAUGGUUAAUGUAAUGUACCAAACAUCAUUACGUCAAUUUCUUGGUUUAUUCGAUAUAUCCAUGGCUAGAUCACAGAAAUCACCACAAAUGCAAAAACGUAUAGCAAAUAUCAUUGAUUAUUUAACAUUUGAAGUGUACCGUUAUACAGCAAGAGGAUUUUAUGAAGUAGACAAGUUUACAUUCACUGUAUUGUUAACCUUAAAAAUUGCGAUGCACAUGAAAGAGGUGAAACCUGAAGAAUUUCAAAUUUUCAUUAAAGGUGGUGCGGCAUUAGAUUUGAAUGCUGUUGCACCGAAACCCAAAAAAUGGAUACAAGAUAUAACAUGGUUAAAUUUAAUUGAAUUAAGUAAAUUAAAUCAGUUCAAUCAGUUGCCAGAUCAAGUAACUUCAAGUGAUCGAUUAUGGAAAAAUUGGUUUGAUACAGAAGCUCCAGAAGAUUCUGUAAUUCCAGACGGUUAUGACAAAUUGGGUACAUUUCAUCGUUUAUUAUUGAUACGAGCUUGGUGUCCAGAUAGAUGCAUUCCAAUGGCUAAACGAUAUAUCGCUGAACGUAUGGGUUUAGCGUAUGCAGAUGGUAUUAUUACAAAUUUGGAAGAAAUGAUUGAAGAAUCAGAUACAUCGACUCCGAUGAUUUGUUUCUUAUCAAUGGGAUCAGAUCCAACAGAUAAUAUUGAAAGAUUAGCAAAAAAGAUGAAUUUAAGAUGUGGUGCAAUUUCAAUGGGACAAGGUCAAGAAGUUCACGCUCGACGUUUACUAAGCAUUAGUAUGCAAGAAGGUAGAUGGGUACUGUUGCAAAAUUGCCACCUAGGAUUAACAUUUAUGGAUGAACUUACUGAAAUUGUAACAACUUCUAAAGGUGUACAUGAAUCAUUUCGCUGUUGGCUAACUACAGAAGCUCACCCACAAUUUCCAAUAAAUCUAUUGCAAUCUGGUAUUAAAUUCACUUAUGAUCCACCUAUGGGUAUACGUGCUGGUCUACGUAGAACAUAUGCUUUAUUAACACAAGAUCAAUUAGACAUUAGUAAUUUGCCACAAUGGAAACCUUUAUUAUAUUGCGUAGCAUUUUUGCAUACUACAGUGCAAGAACGUAGAAAAUUUGGACCAAUCGGUUGGAAUAUACCGUAUGAAUUUAAUCAAUCUGAUUUUACAUCAACAGUCCAAUUUAUUCAAAAUCAUUUAGAUGAAAUCGAUCCAAAAAAAGGAAUUUCAUGGCCUACUGUUCGUUAUAUGAUUGGCGAAGUGCAAUAUGGUGGUCGCGUUACAGAUGAUUAUGAUAAGCGUUUGCUUAAUACUUAUGCCAAAGUGUGGUUUUCAGAAAAUAUAUUCACUGAUACCUUUGAGUUUUAUCGAGGUUACAAUGUACCCAAAUGUAGAACACUAGAUGAAUAUCAGACUAACAUUGAUAAUUUACCAUUGGUUGAUUCACCUGAAUGCUUUGGUUUACACUCGAAUGCAGAUAUUACCUACUCUACAAAUACAGUCAGUUCGAUGUUAUCAACUAUUGUUAAUAUUCAACCAAAAGAUAGCGGAGGAGGUGGAGGUGAAACAAGAGAAUCUGUUGUUUACAAAAUGGCUGAUGAUAUUUUACAAAAAUUACCACCCGAUUAUAAUCCAUUCGAGGUAAAAGAACGAUUAAUUAAAAUGGAUCAUUUAAAACCGCUUCAUAUAUUUUUAAAACAAGAAGUUGAUCGUAUGCAACGUGUUAUAUCCAAUGUUCGUACAACAUUGAGUGAUUUAAAAUUAGCAAUUGAUGGUACAAUUAUAAUGUCAGAAAAUUUACGUGAUGCAUUAGACAACAUAUUUGAUGCGCGUAUCCCAAGUACAUGGAGAAAAAUGUCAUGGGAAUCAGCAACUCUUGGAUUUUGGUUCACGGAUUUACUUGACAGGAAUGCUCAAUUUAGUAAUUGGCUUUUUGAAGGUCGUCCAAUUUGCUAUUGGAUGACAGGAUUUUUUAAUCCCCAAGGCUUCCUCACUGCUAUGAGACAAGAAGUGGCCAGAGCAAAUAAAUAUGCCCUAGAUGAUGUAGCUUUAACAAACGAUGUGACGAAAUUAAUGCGUGAAGAAUUAACUAAAGGUCCAACUGAAGGUGUUUACAUUCACGGUCUUAGUUUAGAUGGAGCUGGUUGGGAUCGUAAACAAGCUAGACUAAUGGAACCGCUACCAAAACUACUGUACACUCCACUCCCAGUAGUGCAUGUAUCUGCAUUUUCUCAAUCAAUCGGUGAGAAAAGUAAACCUGGAAUAUUCUAUUCAUGUCCAGUUUACAAAAAGCCUAAACGUACCGAUUUGAAUUACAUAUUUCCUUUAAUGCUUCGUAGUGCAGUAGAUGCAGAUCAUUGGAUUUUAAGGGGAGUUGCUCUUUUAGGUGAUGUUAAAUAG